AUGACUCGUAUUCGAGAAUAUGAAAAUAGUGAUCUGAACCGCGCAAAAGAGUUUUAUAUAAAUAUGGAAAAUGAAAAAAGGCAAGAAAGAAUAAUCCGAUAUUUGAAAAAGAAGAGAGCGGUGAGGCAGAGUUGGCAAUUGGGUAUAAUGGGACUAGUUGGACUACAGCUAAUGAGAAGAACAAGUUGGAGUACAAUGUUUAUAGAGAUGACGAUAUGGACGACAAGCAUAGGUCUUAUUUGGUAUUUACAUAUUCGUGAUGAAUAUAGAAAGGAGAUAAAGAAACAAGCGGAUGAAAUGGUUGAUGCUUUAAAAAGUAAAGAAAGUCAUUGCUGGAUCAUGGAAAAUGGUAAAGAUAUUGUGGGAACAGUGAUAUUAAAAUGUGAUCAAAGAGAAGGCAAGAUUGGAUAUCUGACAGGUGUAAACUCGGAGAUCAGACGCAGCCUAGUUAAAAAUGCAAUUCAAUUUGCUAAAUCAAAUAAAAUUGAGGUGAUAAGUAAAUGGGAUGAAUCAACUAAAUGGACAUCGGAUAAUAAUCAUCUAUAA
Messenger RNA from Rhizopus microsporus ATCC 52813, 546 nucleotides. RefSeq lists its product as uncharacterized. Bases 1 to 546 code for a protein of 181 amino acids. The transcript has a single exon. NCBI's taxonomy places the organism in Eukaryota, Fungi, Mucoromycota, Mucoromycetes, Mucorales, Rhizopodaceae. The record is from RefSeq and is a predicted model, not a curated record.